GUUGCCAGAUCUCGCGAGAGUGUGUUGCUCAGACACAGACAGGCCUCGAACAAAGUUUAUGUUCUCCUGAUUUGUGUAUCUGAAAAGUGCCGUUUUAGCGUCAAAAUGUUCGGGAGAUAUGUGGCUUGUGAUAAAAAAAAAAUGGGUGCAGUGUCCAUGUGGGUGGCUAUGGGAGGGAGGAGGGCGGGAGAAUCAGUCCCUGUCUGUGCUGCCGUUCUCCCAGUGGACUGAGCAGACCCAGGACCUGCAGCUAACUGCACCGUCUCGUGUGUUUGAACUGUCUCUGGCGUGGAGACUGUGAGACUCAGAGGGAGGGGGUUAGCUAAAUGCUAGUUACGUGUUAUGUCAUCGCUAGCAAAAAGGUAACUUCUAGUAGGCACAACGGUAGAGCCUGAAUUUCUUCGGCUGGGCUAAAUAAAACCAGUGAGCAUGUUCGGAGCGGUGGUGGUUGGCAUCGGCACGGCAGGUCGGGUGAGGAUUAGAGACAUGUUAGCUCCCCUGUCUGGCAGUGCUGCAGAGAAGCUCAGCGUCAAAGGAUUCAUAUCCAGGAGAAGCCUGGACACCGAGCAGGGAGUGAGUCAGAUCUCAGCGGACGAGGCCGUGAGCAGAGAAGACAUCCACGUGGCGUUCGUCUGCACAGAGAAUGAGUCACAUGAGGACAAUGUCAGAGCGUUUCUGCGGGCGGGGAAACACGUCUGUGUCGAGUAUCCCAUGACCACAAACUACAAGGCUGCUGUGGAGCUCUGGGAUCUCGCUCAGGAAAAAGGAGUGAUUCUCCAUGAGGAACACAUAGAGCUGCUGACAGAAGAUUACAAAGCACUGAAGAGAGAGGUGGAAGGGAAAACCCUUCAGGAGGGUACACUCCAUUUUACAGGUGGAUCUCUGAAGCCUGGGUUUGGUUUCCCAGCAUUCACCGGCAUCGCUCGCCUCACCUGGUUGGUUGAGUUGUUUGGGGAGCUGUCAGUAAGCGCGGCAACCGUGGAGGACGACGCUGGUAACUACAGCAAGAUGACUGCGAAGCUGCUAACUUCAGACAACAGACCUCUGACCUGGAUCGAGGAACGGGGACCGGGCUUACCUAGGGCCAAGAACAUCAACUUUAAGUUUGACUCCUGCACUCUGACCCAAAUCCCUCCUGGACCCAGAGGAGCUGUGGGCCUCUUCAUGCAGGACCUGAUCCACUUCUCUGCCAAGCUGACAGGCCAAGUGAGUCCUGAGGAGCUCCAGAGAGAGAAAACCAGGAUCCUGCACUGCCUGGAACUGGCAGAGAAGAUACAACAACUUUGCCAAAAUUAAACGGGGACACACUAAAGUUUAGGAGUUUGAAAAACAGACUAACACAUAUUAACACAUACUAAAAUGAUGAAUGCAUUUUUAAACAUGGGUGCCUGAAAGCAGAAGAUCACGACUGUUGGAUCGAUCUCCAACCUCCGGAAAAGAUGAAGUUAACUACUCUCACUUGUAUGUUGUAAAAAAAAAAAAAAAAACAAAUUAGCAAAACUAACUGACUCAGUCUUAACAAGAAUCAUUGAAUUAGGUUACUGGUUUUUCAGUUCAGUCCUUUAAUAACCAUUCAGAUUCCAUCAUUGCUGUAUCACAGAGUAUUUCCAUACAUAUGAGGUAGGCAGAGUAUUAGGAACACCUCUGAACAUUAUAGGCACCAUAAGAGUUAACUUCAAUGCAGAACAGUUGAAUUGGACUAAGUUAACUUGAACACAUAUAUAUGAACAAAUUGGUGUCUCCUCGUGGGAGGACCACCUGCAGCACGUCCAGGCUCUGUCUGAUGGUUUGGCCUGGGCUCACCUCAUCACUAACCUGGCUAAGUGCCAGUUUGCUAAGGCAACAGUAACUUACUUACCUCAGUAAGACCAGGGUCAGGUGCACCCUGUUAGAGCAAAGGUGUUAGCCACUGACCAGUUUCCUGUUUCCACCAUGAAGAAGGAGCUGUCCUCCAUCCAGGCUGUGGUGGGAGACCUCAGUAGCUGCUCCACUCACAGCUUCUCAUGGAUGGACCAGCCUUUAAAACA
Molecule: messenger RNA, 2027 nt
Organism: Toxotes jaculatrix (banded archerfish)
Lineage: Eukaryota; Metazoa; Chordata; Actinopteri; Toxotidae
Gene: blvra
Product: biliverdin reductase A
Exons: 7
Coding region: 430-1296 (288 amino acids)
Biological process (GO): heme catabolic process
Molecular function (GO): zinc ion binding; biliverdin reductase [NAD(P)H] activity; nucleotide binding
Source: RefSeq, a predicted model, not a curated record